Messenger RNA from Pundamilia nyererei, 1906 nucleotides. RefSeq names its product solute carrier family 2 member 6 (gene slc2a6). The record is from RefSeq and is a predicted model, not a curated record. Lineage: Eukaryota; Metazoa; Chordata; Actinopteri; Cichliformes; Cichlidae. Gene Ontology annotation, molecular function: transmembrane transporter activity. The transcript has 8 exons. Gene Ontology annotation, cellular component: membrane. Gene Ontology annotation, biological process: transmembrane transport. Bases 372 to 1862 code for a protein of 496 amino acids.
AGUGCCUUUGUCAUUUCAUUGUCUCACCCUGGAAAGCCCUACACGGGCUCAUUGGCCACCAGAAGAUCGAGAUAAUGCUUUGAUCAGACUAGAUGCUGUGCCGUACUCUUUUUUAAACAGACUUGGCUGUACUUUUAUUCAGCCCUUUUCGUCUCCUUUUGGGUUUUUUUGUUGUUUUUUAAAGUCCUUUGUUGAAAGCUGGGCAGUAUAUUUUGGCACACUGUGAUAACGUUUUAUCACACGGUGCUUUUGUGGAUUUUUGUUUCUUUUUUUUUUUUUCUUUUAAACAACAACUUCAGUUUCUUUCGUGUGGAGGAUCAUCAACGGUCAGAAUCUUGAGUCCGGUUAUAAAAACCUCCCAUAAAGCAAACAUGGAUGAAGUGACUCCACUGCUGCCAAGACAAUCAACAUCCCAGAUUAAAAACUCUGGACUGUACCUGGCCACAUUUGCAGCGGUCCUGGGGAACUUCAACUCUGGUUACUCCCUUGUCUACCCAUCUCCCGUGCUGCCAUAUUUCCAGAGUCCCGACACCGACCCUCGGCUCAGGAUGAACACCGAGCAGGCCGCCUGGUUCGGAUCUAUCUACUCCCUAGGUGCUGCAGCCGGGGGGCUAGGGGCCAUACUGCUCAAUGACAUGAUUGGACGAAAGCUGAGUAUUAUGAUGUCGGCGUUGCCCACAACUCUCGGGUACAUGCUGAUGGGAGGAGCUAUAAACUUGUCCAUGCUCCAGGUCGGCCGUUUCCUAACUGGCGUUGCCGCAGGGAUGACUGCAGCAUCCAUUCCUGUUUACAUCUCAGAGAUCUCCCACCAAAAAGUGAGAGGAGCUCUUGGCUCCUGCCCUCAGAUCACAGCUGUAAUUGGGGCCCUGGCGCUCUACGCUCUUGGUCUGGUGGUGCCAUGGAGGUGGCUGGCUGUGGCAGGCGAGGUGCCAGCUGUGUUGAUGGUUGUGCUGCUGGCGUUCAUGCCCUCCUCCCCCAGAAGGCUCCUCUCAAUGGGCCGGCAGCAGCAUGCUGAGAGGGUGCUCCGCUGGCUCAGGGGAAAUCAGUAUGACGUCCAGACUGAGCUCCUUGCCAUACAGCACAGCAUCGACACACAGCCCAAAAUCACAUGGUCUCAGCUGGGAACACCAACCUACUACAAGCCAAUCCUGAUCUCAGUGGGGAUGCGUUUCCUGCAGCAGAUGACAGGCAUCACACCAAUCCUGGUUUACCUGGAGCCCAUCUUUAAAAAGAGCAAUGUCCCCCUGCCACCCAGGUAUGAUGCUGCCAUCGUGGGUUUGGUGCGCCUCGGCUCUAUUGCCGUGGCAGCUUUUCUGAUGGACAAAGCAGGACGCAAGGCUCUGCUGUACACAUCGAGCAUGCUGAUGUUUUUGUCCUCUCUGACUCUCACCAUGGUUUCUCACACCACACCUUGCCCUCCUGGCCCUGCUCCUCCAAACCACACCGCUCCGGACUACACCUCCCACAAUGACUUUGGAAGCACUUUUAUGAGCAAUGCCCAAACUGCAGGGAGCGUCUUGCCGAUCAUUUGUACCGUGGUGUUUAUAUUUGGAUACGCCAUGGGAUGGGGCCCAAUCACAUGGCUGCUAAUGUCAGAGGUGCUUCCACUGGCUGCCAGGGGUAAAGCUUCUGGUGUGUGUGUCACCAUCAGCUGGCUGACGGCCUUCGGGCUCACGCACGGCUUCACACACUUAGUGGACACGUACGGCCUGUAUGCGCCCUACCUGCUUUUCACGGUGGUGUGCGUCGUCUCUCUGCUCUUCAAUGCUGUGUGCAUCCCAGAGACUCGCAAGCGCUCGCUGGAGGAAAUAGAGAACUACUUCAGGACGGGACGCACGUUCACCAUCAACCAGUCCAGUUGAGGCCUGCAUCAGUCUCAUUCACAUGAUGUACUUAUAUAUGGGGU